UUUACCUGGUUUCCAUAUACCUGCCCAGGUGUAAGUGUCCAGGUCUUUGUGACAGGGUCGCCUCUGACGUGUGGCACCUAACUGGGUGCAUCAGGAUAGAUCAUGCUCUACAAGGUGUUAAGUCCGGAUAGCCUAUACGAUCAGAACAGCAAUGACAGUGGUAUAGAUGAUUGUUACCGAAGGGGCAACCAAUCCUCUCUGGACGGGGAAGUACCCACCAGUCCGGGCGACUGCCCGCAGCCAAGUCCUUCCUCUCAUCUCCUUGGAAACCGCGAGCUUUCCCUCCCGGAACAGAAAACCACCAAAGGCGCAAACGAGACCUUCGCUGACUCAAAGAAUCAUAUAAAUACAGAAUGCCAGAAAAAAUACAUGGGAGUAAGGGUCCGCUGGCCAGUUCGAGAUCUUCUUCGCAAUUAUCGCAGAGCCAGAGGAGAAGAUCCCAAUGAUGUCCAGUUGGAUGUGUCCUGGAAAUCAAAUAAUAUGAGAAGACGUGUGGUCCGAGAGGCAGUCCAUGGUCAUCCAUAUGCUACUAAACGGAACAUACAGAUAAAAAAAGCUAAUGCUUUCCCACCGAAGAAUUUUGAAGAACUUUUGGAAGACUUGGUAGAAGUUCUGGAGACCGACCUGAAGCAAAAUAAAACAUGCUCUUACCAGACAGAACAGAACAUACCAGGAAUGGACUGCCAGGUGGGCUGCUACACUGACUACCCAGUCAGUUUCUGGGGUUCACACAAUGGCCACCAACAGCUGCAAACUGACCAAGGAACCUUAUGCUAUCUUUCAAGUUGUUUCUCCAAGAAUGAUACAACUCUUCCUGAUUUGGAGUCUGUAUAUCCCAAACCUUAUAUACAUUUGGAACCAGAAGUUUGGAAUUUUUCACCUGCUCAGAUGGCAGUCUGCACAGAAGAACACUACGGGAACACCUCCAAUGAAGACAGGACCGUCAGGCGUCAGCCCUGCAGUUCUCCAAAUGUCACUGGGCAAUCUCUACCUUGUCCCCCCUCAUCUGAGAUGGAAUGGUUUAGGCAAGCUGAACUAAACAAUAUCCAGAACUGUAAACCUUCUCACGUUGAAAGCAAACACCUUCCAGUCACCUCUCAACGUCAACAUUCUCCAGAUGAUUCAGCCGUGUCUUUCUUCCAAUUUCAGCUGCGACAUGUAGAGGACAGCCUUUGCACUGUAUCUACUCAGGAAAUACUCUCUGCAGACAAGAAUGGCAACACAAUGCUGCAUAAUGCUGUCAUUCAGGGAAAGAGAGCCCUGGCAUAUAGCUUAGCCUGUAGGAUGGCAAAUGUGGGUAGAAUCGAUGAAAAAAACACCAGAGGCCGAACUGCACUGCAUUUGGCCGCAGAAAGAAAUCAGCACCUGAUGGUGAAUGACCUCAUUUCACUUGGUGCUCCGAUCAAUGAGAGAGACUAUAUGGGGAAAACACCAAUACAUUUGUGUGCAGAAAAUGGAUUCCUCCGCGUUUUACAUGUAAUAGAGAAAACCUUGAUGAAUGGAACAGAUGUGGACAUUGAUGCUGUUGACAAUAAUUAUCUGACCCCGUUACACUGUGCGGUGUUGGCUCACAAUGCAACAGUGAAUGAAUUUGAGAACUCGGACAUGAACUGUAACACAAAGAAGUUCCUCAAAUUGAGGAAGGAGCAGCUGCUGGAUGGUAUGAGAUGCUUGUUGAGGAUGGGAUCUUCCCUCUGUAUGCAGGAUCAGAAUGGACGAAACGCCAUCAACUUUGCUGAGGAAGUAAAUGACACUGAAGUUCUGAACUUUCUUUAUGGACAUCUUGAUGGAAUGAAAACCACCCAUCAUGAGGAAUUUACCCCUUCGAGAGUAUUCAACAUGAAGGGCCAAAAAGCUGAUUUACAAGAACUGGAUCCAGAACUGCUUCCUUGUGACAUUUUCCAGCGAACCAGUAUAUACUGUGAGGAGCUCGGAAGGAGACUCAACAUCGACUGUCAGUGAGACAGUCCAAAAAUUGACAAGUAAAAGUCAAGAAAUUGUUAAGCCUGAGAUUAAGUUGAAA
Carcharodon carcharias (great white shark) is the source of this 2023-nucleotide messenger RNA. RefSeq lists its product as uncharacterized. The transcript is spliced from 12 exons. Gene Ontology annotation, molecular function: DNA binding; POU domain binding. Gene Ontology annotation, biological process: regulation of gene expression. Lineage: Eukaryota; Metazoa; Chordata; Chondrichthyes; Lamniformes; Lamnidae. Gene Ontology annotation, cellular component: nucleus. Bases 103 to 1962 code for a protein of 619 amino acids. The record is from RefSeq and is a predicted model, not a curated record.